This is a messenger RNA of Plectropomus leopardus (leopard coralgrouper), 14545 nucleotides long. RefSeq names its product ATP binding cassette subfamily A member 12 (gene abca12). Gene Ontology annotation, biological process: lipid transport; transmembrane transport. The record is from RefSeq and is a predicted model, not a curated record. NCBI's taxonomy places the organism in Eukaryota, Metazoa, Chordata, Actinopteri, Perciformes, Serranidae. Gene Ontology annotation, molecular function: ABC-type transporter activity; ATP hydrolysis activity; ATP binding. Gene Ontology annotation, cellular component: intracellular membrane-bounded organelle; membrane.
CAAAGGAGAGGUGAGGGCUAUUGUUCAAUUGACCAUUACGGCGGCGUUAUAUCUGAUUUUGAGCUGUGAAUUUACUCCGUUUUACUCCAUUAAUCGACUGAUGGAAAGGGCAUCCUGCUAGGGGGCACCUAGCGCCAUGUCCUUCGUUAACUUGCGAGCUACAGUCAGAUAAUUUGACCAGUUUAGAGGACAAACGCAACCAGCCUCCUUUACUGAUGGCCUUCUUCCGGCAGCUGAAACUUCUUCUCUGGAAGAAUGGGCUGGCGAUCAUCAGACAGCCACUAUGGUCCCUGACUCUGAUCAUCUGGCCUCUGAUCAUCUUCAUCAUCAUUGCUGUCACCCGCGACCAGUUCCCUCCAGUGCUGAAAGACACAUGUUAUGCGCGAGCCCGAAACCUACCCAGCACAGGCUUCUUUCCUUUCCUGCAGACCCUCAUGUGCAACACAGAUAGCAACUGUCACAACAAAUCCCACCUGGUGAGCUCAGCUGCAUCAAGGUCACCUAAGAGAACGUCAAGGGCUGCAAGGUCAAGCCACCCGUUAGCUACCUUGAUCAAGGGGGCAGAGUUUUUCAACCUCUCCAAGGACUCCAGGGAUGAUCCUGCAGCACUGAUUGAAGCCUUAAACAAAUUUGUGGGUUCAUCCUACCAAGGAAGCUCUUAUAAUGCCACUCUCAUGAACACCAUGAAUACAACUCUUCUGGGAGAUGAGGAGACCUUGAACGAAAUGCUAGAGUCAGUGAACCUGCUGAAGAGAGCCAUCUGCUCCAUGACGCUGCCCAUGAUGAACACAACCUCACCCGAUGCCCUCUCCUAUGCUGUGGUCUCUUUCUGCAAGUCCAACAACACUUUGUUUGAAGUGUCGCUCAACGCAUUCAACCAGAUACUGAAGGAUCUGUUGCUGACAAAACCAAAUGAGACAAUGACGGUGGCUGGGACGGCAGUGUUGUUGUUCGAUUAUCUGCAAAAUCAGACAUCACUGUGGGAAAGCCUUCUUGCCAUUCCCCAGCUCUUUACUUCUGGUUCUGUUGACCAAGCGCUGACCACUGCAGAGGACCUGCUCACCAACAUACAGAGUGCAAUGCAUGUCAUCCAGACCAAUUUCCCUGAAGCCAGUGACUCACUCUCUGCGGUGUAUCCCGUCUUCGCUGGAGGCAUCAACGUGAUCCACUAUGCUCAAAACUGGCCAGGCAAAGCUGUGUCCAUUUCUCUCGGAGCGGUUGUCACAUUGCAGAAUGACUCACUUAUUGAAAUGGUGAAACCUGUUCUACAGGGAGUCGAAAUACCACUGGACAAGGCUAUCGGCCUGACACUGGACAGAAACAUGGUGCACAUGUAUGUGUGUAACAAAAGCAGUAACCCACUGUGGCUAACAGCAGCAUGCAGCACCGGCACAGUGGACAUGCUUCUGGGCUGGAUCGAUCCUGAGGAGGUAGCAAAGCAGGUUCUCUUGGCAUGGAGUAAGCAUGUUGCUCCACAUGACGUGUCCUUCGCCAAAGGGCUGCUAUACAGUCUGAUGGGAGGUUCUUUCCCCGGAGGAAAGGGAGGCUCCAACACCAUGACUAGCAUGGAUACACAACCACAAAACAUCGAGGAAGAGCUGUUUUUGGAGGCCGGUAAAGUGGUGAUGGAGAUCAUAAAAAUUGUGCCGGAGGUGGAUAUGGUUGCACAGAUUGUCCUCAGAAGUGGUUUUCAGUGCAUGAAGUCAGCGAUACUGGCACUUGAUGCUGUAGAAGAAAUAAUGGGUAGUGUCCUGAAGGAUGCGGAUCAACUCCAAAUGAAUUACCUAACGUUGCUGACAAACCAAUCUGAGGCAAGCGUUUGGACUGGUCGUGUCAUGGACAGUGCGAUGGAAGUGAUUAUGAAGAUACUGUCAAAUGCACCGGUUACAUGUGAGGACGUGUUGGGUCCCUUUGAGUGGCUCUUAACAACAGAGAGCGUAACGAUUGAGGUGUGGAGAUCAGCGGUCUGUCAGGACAUCGCCCCUCUAGAACAGGCGCUACAGAUGGGCCGGCUUUCGUUUGUUCAGAAGGCACAAGAGGUGUACAACACAAUCACUGACCAAAAAGACUACAAUGUGACACUUCCCAUGAUUCUCUCUGAGUGGCAUAAGCUGAGCAAUAACAGUCUACAGUUGGCUGUGCUUUUGGACAGAGUGGCCACAGAGCUAAGUGGAGCGUACUGGAUGAACUGGAUGCCAGACGACAGCAAUCAUAGUGUUACAGAGACUCUUCAAAAAAGUGUUUUCUUUUCCAUGGUGAAUUUGGGAGAAAGAAUUGAAAAGAGUCAACUGUGGCCUGAGGUAAAGGACUCUUUCAAUGCACUUUACUGGAUUUUGAACUACAGCCCUGGUGUCACAACUCAGCCAGCAAACUGUUCUGUUAACAUCUACAACCAAGACUUGGAUUGUGAUACCGGUUUGAACUGGCCACAGUUUGUUCAAGCAAUGACUCGGGCUCUGAUGUCACCAAGCCAAGAUGUCCUAGUGAAGUCUCUCAAAGGAGCUGUGAAUCUGUUGCAGCAUGUUUACGGUGACAUCUUUCAACAAAUGAUAGGAUCAUAUUUGAAACAAGAAAUCAACGGUGGAGAUGCGCUCUCUGCCUACCUGAUAAACCUGAUGCAAAACCUGGCUGACUUUGUCAACAUGAUCUCCAGGCUUCCUGACCAAAACAUCGCUGACCCUAAUGUCAUGCUUCCCCACAUUAGCAACAUGUUACAGUCCGUAGGUCUAGGUCCACUGCUGCCUCUGCUUGUCAGUGAAGGUCCUGUCAAUGUCUCCACAGUGAUCGAUGUUGCCUCCAAGGUUGGCAGGCUCAACCAGCACAUUUUUACCUUCAAUGAGACAGACCCAACAUUGCCUGAACUGGAACGGUUGAUAGUGCAGUUUCUCUCCUUGGAGGGCAACCUCACCAUGUCUCUAAGCCAUAUCAUGGGACACACUCUGCUUACCUAUUCAAACUACUUCUACCCUGAUGAUGUGGCUCGUCUCAGAGAAGCCAUCCGGCCUUUCACCAACCAGACCUCAGCAGGCUCUGUAGAAGCCAUCCUUCAUGCCAUGGAGCUACUGAAAGAAGUAAUGGAUUCUCCAAACGGUGACCCAGCUGACAUCAUUUUUGCUUGUUUACGUCAGCUUCAAGAAUUCAUAAUAUCUCUGUACAGACUGCGAAGAAUCCAACAUAUCCAGUUACCAGGUGGGCAGCUUAGCCCGGCCCAAGUCACUGACCUCCAUUUGCUUUCCAAGGACUUUCUUAGCCUUCUCACCCCAGAGGCCCUUCAGAACCUUGUCCAGGCUGGACCAGAUGCUGCCCUGUCCUUCAUUGCACAGAAAUUUAUAGCAUUCCUACCAGCUGAGGUCCAAGAGGAAGCUGCUCACUUUCUUCAGGAUUUCAAUGCUCUGCUUAAUCAGGUUAACAAAUGCGCAGCAGGAGAAAACUGUUUGGCUGGAAUCUCAGAACUCUUCACGUUCCUGGAUCAGAUAUUAGACAAAGUACUCUCAGCCAAUGGUGAUGUCACCAUCAAAAUAGCUGCAACCAACUCUACUCUGCUGGGACAGGAAUAUGAGGAAAUUGCAUCGCUGUUCUUCCCUCUCCUCCUUCCUUCAAAUGAUGCUGCCAACGUGGAAACAUUUAAACAGGCUCUUCAUUUUGCCAGAUUAAUCAUGGCUAAACCAAAUGUUACUGUGUCGGAUGUCAUGAAUGCUCUGCGACAGUCGAACCUAACAAUUGAGGAGCUAAACAACAUUACUGCACUGGCUGGAGCUGCCAAUGUAAAUGACUUGGUGGUAAAUAUAAUACAGAUUAUCGAUGCUCGCGAGUGUUUCAAACCACAGCGCAGCCAGAUGGUGACAGCCCAGUGUGUUAUGGGUUUAAUUGAUGGUGUCAGCAGUUUCUUGACACACAUACCUGCUCUCCGUAAUGAGGCAGCUAUCAUCUCACUCAUCCCGAUCAUCGUCAAUAACACAAUCAGUGAUGUCCUUCAAGUGAACUUCAGCUCAAACCCAAACAUUGCUCUUGCACACACCUUGAACAGUACCCUGGCCAAUAUUAAGAUGACCCUCCAGAUGAACCAGCUGGACACUCCAGAGAUCAUGAAUGAAAUCAAAGUGGUAGAGGGUCUGAUACAGCUGGUCACCAACAUGGAACCAUUUAACAAUUUGAACCCCAACUUGCUUGCAGAUCCCAUUCAAGCUCAGAAAGUAUAUCUGGAGAUUGUGGAAUGGUACUUGAAAAAGCUGGAAAACAUCACCAGUGCAAGUUCUGUCUCAGAGCUCCUCCAACCCUUUUACUUCAUCACACAAAUGCAAGUGACAUUGCAGCUGGCACAGGGGGAUUUCUCUUUGUUUGUCAGUAAGCAGGUUGAGUUUCUGAUGAACAACCUCAGGUACCCAAUAGAUGGUACAGGGGUGAGUAAAAUUGGCCAGACAACAGUUGAGAUUCUCAGGCAUCAAUAUGAACUCAUAAAGGUCAACCUGGAGGCUCAGAAUAAACUCUUUGGUAAUCUCCUGUUUAACACAAGCACUCUGCAUGAAUAUGAGCGCCAAAUUAAGCUUUACCUCGACAUCAUAGAGAAAUGGCUGAAACAGCCUAAUGUCCAGUCAGUCCUCAGUAGUAUGCUCCAAUGGGGAAACCAAUCCAUAAAUGUCUCCACUCCUGUGAAAGACAUCCAAGAGCUGAUGGAAACAAUGGUUAAUUUUCUCAGUGAUGAUCAACUGGCUUACCUCUCCAUUAUUCACAAUAUCACCAUGCCGCUGAGCAAAGCCCUAAUGGUGGCAGAGCAACCAGGUGGCCUACAGAGUCCCCACUUCUCAGGUGCAAUCUUGGAAGGAGUCCAAAGUGCCAUGCAGAUCCUGUCCAUAUUCAUGACCCCGCCACUCUCUGUGCAGCAGAAUAUCUUGGCAAUCGUACAGGACUCACUUAGUCUCAUUGUCCAACCAGAUAUGAGUUUCGCCUCAUCACGUAACGUCUCCCUCCUCAUCCUCAAGAGGGCUAAAAGCAUCAUCCAAGAGACAGUACCAGAAAUGUUUGCUGAAUACCUGCUCGCUGGACUCAAAAUAGCAACCACAUAUUUUGAGAGCGUCUCUGCAAGUGGUGGACCAGACAGCUUGAACCAGUUGAUUCUGGAUGAGAUGCAGACAGUCCAGAGCCUCCUGCCGCCAAACAGCCCAGUCCAGGCCUACAUCUCUGUCCUCAUUAACAUCACUCGCUUUAUCUUGGAGUCUGGCCAAGGCAACAUGAGUCUCUGGGCAAGUUUUGAGAGUCCGUCAGAAGAAAAUUUGCCUUUCAUUUUUGGUCAGAUGGGCAAACUCUUAAACAUAAUUUGGCCACUUUUCAUGGGAGGCCCAGACUCACAAACAAUUGCUCCAUCUCUGGAGGGCUUUGCAUAUCUUGCUACAGUCCUGGAGCAGCUUAUGACUGGAGAAGCAGACGAAGACACAUGGAACAAACUUGAAAAGAUACUAGAGGCCUUACUGUCAACCCUCAAAGGAACAGAGAUAUGGGACAGCGUCCCAUCUGUUAUUCCAGCGUUUGAGAAAAUCGUAGGAAGUACGGUGAACAGCAUUCAAGCGCAGAAUGUGCUGAUACUAAGCCUUCAGACGCCUGUGGUUAUCCUGAUGAGAGAAUUUGCACACUCUGUCAACAGCAGUCAUUUUAACUUGACUGAAGUCUCGAAAAGAAUGCAGCGUGCCAUUGAACACACGUUGCAGGCAGCUGAACAGGCUAAUGGCACAUUGGAGUGCAGUGAAGUUCUCAAAGCAUGGGAGCCAAUAAGAGAGGCAGCGGGUUUAAGCCAUGCCACCAUGGCUAUGUGGUGCAACAUCAACCUGAAACCUGUUUUUGAGGCCUAUUCUGCUGCUGGGAAUGUCUAUGCCCACAUGAAUAUGAGUCACAUGGGUGUGGGACCAAUGACUGUGAGUGCCACAGCUGCCAGGAUUGUCAGGAGUAUACAGUCUCUCUACCAAGUCAACAUUAACAGCACACUUGUAACGGCGCAGCUCAUCGAGGCUUUCUUCAGCCAGCUCUCUGAGCUUGCAGGCCAGCCACUGAGCCCUGAGGCACAGCUUCACUGGUACAACCAGCUCCAAGACAUGCAGAUGCAAAACAGUUUGUCUUACUUCAAAAUGCUCGCAGAUGAGUUGGUAAGCGUGGCUCCAUUCCUGAAGCAUUACACUGAAGCUCUGGAGAAAGCACUGAGCCACAUCCUGGACAACUACCAUCUCAUACAAGACAGCAGCGUAUCCCAUGAGCUCUUCAGAGAAGCAGCGAUGAUCUUCCUUUCCUCUGCAAACAUCAUGUCAGACGACAUGACAUUUUCUGGAGGACCGCAGGAAGCAUCUAUUACCAGUAUGAUAAAAGAAGCUCUGAAACUGGUGAUUGACAUGAAGAUAUUUGGGGACGCACCUAUGGUUUACCAAGCCUUGGAACAGUUUCUGGCAUCCAACAGCUCAAGCUUGAUCGUGCAGAAGGUGGCUGAGAUGUCUGAAUGGUUUGCCUCCACUGAAGUGUCUGGACUGGAUGCAGCAUCUAUUUAUGAUAUGAUGCAAGAAGCUGUGAAACUGAUGAUGGACAUGAAGAUGUUUGGGGAUGCACCUAUGGUUUACCAUGCCUUGGAGAAAUAUUUGAUAUCCAAUGAGUCAGGGGUGAUCGUGCAGGAGGUGGUGGAGAUGUUGGCAUGGUUGGUCUCCACUGAAGCAUCUGGACUGGAUCUGCUGACUCAGGCUUUGCCCAAAAUCUGGGACAUCCUUAGCCGUCUCUUGUCUGUUCUGACCGAGAUGAGUAUGGACAUGCCAGCAAACAUGGAGCUGUUGGAAGAUAUCCCUGAAAACAUAAUUGAAAUGCUGACACAGUUGGUAAACAGCAGUGGUCCUCUGAUCUCCAUGGACAACCCACCGAGUAUGUUUCGGCAGGAAACCAUAGGCGGUAACCAUACAAUGAGGGUUCGAAGCAGACGUGAGGCCCCAUUGAUGCUGGCAAGGACGCCUAUGGAUGACUUCAUAGACCUGCUCUACAUUGACUACCCUGCCAUGUUCAAAGCCAUCUCUGUCCCUGUUACCACAGCAGAAAUUAUGGAGACAGUCCACGUGUUCUUUGCCAAUCGUGACCUGAAUGUUGUGAUGAAAGGAGCGACAAGGGGCAUGCCAUGGGGCUUGGAAGCCUCUCGAGAAGAGACCAUUGAUGCCACCCUUGGGGUGCUUUCCUUCCUCACUCUCCCUGGCACGUUUCAGAUGUCAUCAAUGAAUCUCCUGACGAAUGCUGUCAGUAUGCUUCCUGACGACUUUCCAUUUUCCUCAAUGCUUAAAAAUAUUGCCAGAAUGCUUGCCACUGAAUCUCAAGAGAACCUGAUGCUCAUGCAAGAGACUAUCGAAACAGCAGCUGAGCUCUUCCAGAUCAGCCCGACAGACCCAAGAUUCAUAGAGCAACUAAGCCACCUGGAAUCCAAGGUGUGCAAGGUCGAAGGAACAGAGACUGUGCGUCUGCUGAUGUCGUCCCUCUCCAUUGGGCCUGGUCAGCUGUGUCACACUUAUCUACCCAGCCUGAAGACCUUGGUUGAGGGUCUGUUGAUGGACACAUCCUCUCUGACAGAUGCCAUCUUCCAGGCCGUCAUCGGAGACCCUAAAACCUACAAUGUCCAGUCAGACUGGUCCUCUGUGUUGAGUCAAGGUCUGGGCUUCAACACCAGCAGCCUAAGCUCUUUAAACAUUAACGUCACCUCCCCAGGAGUUGUAACAGUUGGUGAGAUGCUGAGGGAUAAAACAGCCUUCAUCAUGGAUGUUCAACAACACAUGGACUUUGAUCCAGUCGCUCUCCACCUCCUGAUGGAAACCACACUGCCUAACAACAACUUAGAGAUCCUGUCCUGGUUGUUCAACCUUCGUCAUUGCGGCUCCACAGCAGCCUUGGAAAUGAAAGAGACAGAUGUGGCCAUUUUAAAGACCUUCUGCUCCUUGUCUGUUGAACAGUGGUACAGCUUCUCACUGCUGAUGGCUCGCCAUCUCAACAUGGAGAAACUCAUCUACAGAGUGGUGUUGAGUGAAGAAAUACAGAGUCUGGUGGGAAUCAUGAUCCAGAUGGCUAAGGUUCUAACCAACAUGAUGGACACGAUUCUUCCUGCCAUCGAUCAGCUUCACAACUACAUGGACUCCAUCCAAAACCUAAACCUGGCUUCUGAACAGGAAUUUGACCAAAUGGCAAAAGGACGGAAGGCCCAAAUGUCUAGCAAAGCUACAUUUGUCACCCUGUCUCGAGCGUUGUGUAGUAAAGGUAUCGUGGCUCUGCUUGGAAUCUCCAAACUCCCUGCGAUGCCGGACUCUGACUCAUACUUCCCCGACGACCACAGGCAGGAGAUGAUCGAGAGGUUCAAGAUUCCAGAAAACGCCUCUCCCUUCUGUAUGAAUAUGUACCUGGAUAUGGUCAACACCACAGGAGGAGCCAUCGCCUGGGCCUUCCUCAAACCAAUGCUGAUGGGAGAAAUUCUUUAUACCCCUGACACACCCGUCACCAGGGCCAUAAUGAAGAAGGCCAACGACACGUUGCAGGUUUUUGCAGAUCUAAGAAAGCACUCAGAGGACUGGAUUGAUUCCUCCAACUACAUCAUAAAGUCUGCUGAACUACUCAGCCACACGUUGCCAAUGCUGCAGAAUUCCCUCGGCAAUUCCUUUGUUGAGAAUUUCAUUGAGAUGCAGACAGACAUCAAUGUCGGCAGAAUGAAGGAGACGCUCAGCAACUUCUCUAACAUGACGGUCAUGCUGGAGAAAAACAAACACAUAAUGAAUCAGAUCACCACCUUGUCCACCCUGAUGGUGAACCUGUCCUCCUGCAUCAAGUUUGACCGUUACCGUGGCUACAACUCUGCUGACCAGCUUAACAGUGCAGCAGAGGACCUCGCCAAAAACCGCAAUCUCUAUGCAAGUGUCAUCUUCAAGCUUCCCAAAGAUGAGGACUCAUCCAGGAAGCGUAGGGACAGUUUUUCCUCCUCCACAUCCUCCCUUCCUCCCAAUGUCAGCUACACUAUCCGCAUGCAUAUGGACAACGUCAUGCGCACUGACAAAGUCCGAGACCCCAUUUAUGUGAAGGACAACCACAUCUGGUCCCAGCAGGCGCUACGCUACAGCCGGGGCUUUAUCUACCUGCAGGAGAACAUCGAGCGGGCUAUCAUCGAGACCCAGACUGGACAGAGGGUUACAGAGCUGGCCGUCCAGCUGCAGCCCUUCUCCUACCCCUGCAGCUACCGGGAUGAGUACCUGGAGGCCAUUGCUUUUGUCUUCCCACUCAUGUUGAUGAUAGCCUGGGUGCUGUUUGUGGCUGAUUUUGUGAAGAAGCUGGUGCAUGAGAGAGAGCUGAGGCUGCAUGAGUACAUGAAAAUGAUGGGAGUUAACCCGGCCAGCCACUUCUUCGCCUGGUUCCUGGAGUGUGCCUUCUACUUGGUGGUGACCAUCUUCAUCCUUACGCUGGUGCUGAAGUAUGGCCGCAUUCUGCCCCAGAGUGAUGGCUUCCUCCUUUUCUUGUACCUCUGCGACUAUGGUUUGAGCAUUCUGGCCUUCAGUUACCUGGUCAGCUCCUUCUUUGACCAGACCUACAUCGCUGCCCUGAGUGGCAGUCUCCUUUACAUCCUGUGCUUCUUCCCCUUCAUUGUGGUCAUGGCUGUGGAGACAAAUCUCACCUUUUCCCAGAAGAGCGCCCUGGGAUUGUUUUCCCCGACCUGUUUUAGUUAUGCUAGUCAAUACGUCUCUCGGUAUGAAGCCCAAGGAGAAGGCAUUCAGUGGAGCAACUCUUACACCUCGCCAAUAGCUGGAGACACAGCUUCAUUCGGUUGGCUGUGCUGGUUGAUGCUCAUCGACUCUGUACUCUACUUUGUCAUCGGGGGGUACAUCCGCAUGGUAUUCCCAGGAAAGUAUGGGAUCCCUGCCCCAUGGUACUUCCCCUUCAAAGCCUCCUUCUGGUCUGACCUGUGCUGCUGCGUUAAAUCAAAGAGUAAGGUGGGCAGAGGACUCCUCUUCUCCAACAUCAUGCAGAAAAACCAGCCUGUCUUCUCUGACGACAAGGGAAAAGACCAGAGCACUCUUUCCUCUCAGGCUGGUGAGGAUUUCUCAGAGCUCCCAGUGGGCGUUGCCCUUCAUGGCCUCAGCAAGAUAUACGGUGACCAAGUAGCUAUUCAAAACCUUAAUGUUUCCUUCUACGAGGGACAUGUCACCUCACUGCUUGGUCACAAUGGAGCCGGCAAGACCACCACCAUGUCUCUCCUGACUGGCCUUUUUGCACCAUCUUCGGGCUCCAUUGAGGUGUACGGCAAAGACAUGCAGACCAACACUGAUGACGUUCGCCGAGAGCUAGGAGUGUGCAUGCAAUACGACGUCCUCUUUGACCACAUGACUGCCAAGGAGCACCUGCUGCUGUACGGUCAGAUUAAGGCCCCACAGUGGUCCCGCAAAGAGCUGCACGAACAAGUCAACACGAUCCUUGAGGAGACAGACAUGUAUGCUCACAGGCACAAGCGAGUGGGCACCCUGUCAGGCGGCAUGAGGCGGAAGCUGUCAAUCUCCAUCGCCUUCAUAGGAGGCUCUCGCUUAGUGGUACUGGAUGAACCCACCACAGGAGUCGAUCCCUGUUCCAGGCGCAACAUCUGGGACAUUGUUAUUCAGAACAAGCAACAUCGCACUGUCAUCAUGUCCACCCACCACCUGGAUGAGGCUGAAGUACUGAGCGACCGCAUUGCCUUCCUAGAGAGAGGUGGAUUAAAAUGCUGCGGAUCCCCCUUCCACCUGAAGGACAAGCUGGGUCAAGGCUACAAACUCACUCUCACCAAGAAGAUGCAGAACCUAGAAUCUGAGCCUAUUGACAAUGCUGAAAUGAAGGCCUUCAUCCAAGCUCAUGUACCGGACGCACGACUGAAGGAGGCCCAAGGCGGCGAUCUGGUCUACUCACUGCCCCCCUUCACCUCAUCCAACGCCUCCUCAUACCGCUCCCUUCUGACCGCGCUGGACUCCAACCUGGACGCCCUGCAGCUGGGGGGCUAUGGUAUCUCUGACACCACCCUAGAAGAGGUGUUCCUCCAGUUGACUCAUGGAAACACAGAAGCUGGGGCUGAGGACACCCCCCUGUCUAUCUCAGAGACAAUUUCUGAGACUGAUUCCAUUGACAGUUUUUCUUCAGAUUCCUGUGGAAGCAUCCCCAACUUUGGUGACAAGAUCAAGCUUACCAGUUUAUCCAUGGUGCGUGGCAUGGCCCUAGCCUGGCAGCAGAUGGCAGCCAUAAUGAUCAAGAGGUUCCACCACAGCCGCAGAGACUGGAAGGGCCUGAUCUCUCAGAUCCUGCUCCCUGUUCUGUUCAUGGUGGCUGCUAUGGGCCUGAGCUCCAUCAAGAAUGACCUGCAGCACUAUCCAGAGCUGGAGCUCAGCCCAGCGCUUUACAAGUUUGGACCAAGCUACUCUUUCUUCAGUAACCAAAAUCCCAACUCCACCCAUCUGGUGGACACCAUGAUGUCAUUCCCUGGGAUCGAUAACACCUGCAUCGACAGAUCCAAUAACCCGGUCUGCACAAGAAGCACAAGCAAGUGGAGUUCCAGAGGGAACAGCUCCAAACCAUUUAGUGUCUGUAAAUGUACCCAUCAGGAACAGAUUUGUGAUGGGAAGAACUUCCAGCCCCCCCAUAAGCAGAUCCCCUCGUCUCAGAUUAUGUAUAACGUGACUGGUAUCGAUUUGGAUGACUACCUGAUUGCCACAGCUAAUGACUUCAUCAGGAAUAGGUAUGGUGGCUUUUCUUUUGGCAUGCCCCUCCCUCCUGACUUGCUCAUGGAUGUAACAGCGGUGCCCAAAAACCGUACUCUGGCUAAGGUCUGGUUCAACCCAGAGGGCCAUCACACAAUGCCAGCAUACCUAAACAGCAUCAACAACAUCAUCCUGCGCUCCAAUCUGCCAGCAGACAAGGAUCCACGGAAAUAUGCUAUUUCGGUUUCCAGUCACCCCUACUUCGGCCGAGCAGAUAAUGAAGAAUCAAUUGUCCAGGGAAUGCUCCAGAUCCUCGUGGCUAUGUGCGUGCUGACGGGUUAUUCGAUCACGACCGCCAGCUUUGCCAUCUAUGAAGUCUCUGAGCACCACAGUGGCUCCAAGAGGCUCCAGCACAUCUCAGGCAUCAGCGAGCCAUUCUACUGGGCUGUGAACUUCUUUUAUGACAUGGGCAUGUAUUUGAUCCCUGUGACCUUGACUGUUGGUGUGAUCGCAGCCUUCCAGGUUCCAGCCUUCACAGAUCGGCAAAACUUGGGUGCAGUAACCCUGCUUCUGGUACUCUUUGGGUUCUCUACCUUCCCCUGGAUGUAUCUGUUAGCAGGCGUCUUCAAGGAUGCAGAGAUGGCCUUCAUCGCAUAUGUGUGCAUCAACCUCUUCAUCAGUGUCAACACCAUCAUGUCCACCUCCGUCCUUUACUUCAUUAGUCAGAUUACAGUGAUUAAACAGGAGUUCGUCCAGAAAGUCUUCGAGCAGCUGAGCCAUGCCUUCCUAAUCUUCCCCCAGUUCAACUUUGGGGGCGGGCUGAUAAAGUUGGCCAGGACGAACAUAGAGGUCCAGCUGCUCAGUGGCUAUGGCAUUGAUGCCUACAAGAACCCAUACUCCACCGAAGCCCUCGGCUGGAUGUUCAUCUCCUCCUUCAUCCAAGGCGUAGUCUUCUUCACACUACGCCUCCUGCUCAACAGGUUCCUCAUACGCAAAGUGAGGAAUUUGAUUUGGAGCAAAAAGAAGGUGCCACAAUUGACCUGUGAGGACGAGGAUGAGGAUGUAGCAGCUGAGCACCUGCGGGUGUCCAGUGGAGCAGCAAGCAUGGACAUACUGCAGGUCAACCAGCUGUCUAAGGUCUAUCAACACCUCAAGAAGAAGAUCCAUGCUGUCAAGAAGAUCUCUGUGGGCAUCCCUGCGGGAGAGUGCUUUGGUCUGCUGGGAGUGAAUGGAGCAGGAAAAACUACCACCUUCAAGAUGCUGACUGGAGAUGUUAGCCCCACUGAUGGCACUGCACAGAUCAGGGAUUGGGAUGGGCGGUUGGUUGACAUCAUGGAGUGCCGUAACCAGGGAAUUAACAUCGGCUACUGUCCCCAGGUGGAUGCGCUGGACAGUCUGCUCACUGGAGAGGAACACUUGUACUUCUACGCUCGCAUUCGAGGCAUCUCAAAGAGAGAGAUAGACAGGGUGGUGAACUACCUGCUGAAGAAACUGGAGUUGAGAUACCACAGAAACAUCAUAACUGAUGGUUACAGUUGCGGCACCCGCAGGAAGCUCUCAACUGCGCUGGCUCUCAUCGGGCAUCCACAGAUCCUGCUCCUGGAUGAGCCAAGCUCUGGCAUGGACCCUCGGACCAAGCGUCACCUGUGGAAAAUCAUCUCUGAAGAAGUGAAAGGAAAAUGCGCUGUGGUCCUUACCUCUCACAGCAUGGAGGAGUGUGAGGCACUGUGCAGCCGUCUUGCCAUCAUGGUGAAAGGUCAGUUCCGUUGCCUGGGCUCCCUGCAGCACAUUAAGAACAGGUUCGGCAGCGGGUUCACUGUGAAGAUGUACUUGGCUAAGGCCUCCUGUGAUGCAGAGGCAAUCACUGGCUUCAUGCAGCGUCGAUUUCCCAGCACUUAUCUCAAGGACCAGCACUCCUCUAUGGUGGAGUACCACGUACCAAUUGCACCAGGAGGGGUGGCUGACAUCUUCGACCAGCUGGAGUCCAACAAGAAUGCUCUGCAGAUCAAACACUUCUCUGUGAGCCAGACCACACUGGAUGAGGUCUUCAUCAACUUUGCCAUGGGAAACAUCGGCAUGGAACCUGUAGCACUUAACUGCGAAGAUGAAUGUGAUGGCCUGGACUCCAUAAAGGCAGUAGAAACGUAGAGCUGACUGUGAUCUUGUUUUGUCUGCAGCCCUUAUAAAUGAAACACAAUGUCUGAUCAUAGCAAUCUGCCUCUAAUAUACUGUAUACCUGCAACAUGACAGUUUAAACCAUUUUUGUUGAAAGUGUCUUCACUGAUCACAUGAAAGAUAUCUUAUAUUACAAGGACACAUGCAGAUUUGCAUACAUGCACAGAUGACAAAAGUAGAUCGUUUAAAGUUUUCUAUCCAACAGGUGACACGCCUGUGUACCUUUAAUACUGCCUUAUUAUUUAUGAAGGACAAAUAUAAUUGUGUUGGCUAUUCAUUCCUCUUUGUGGUUGGGACACUAUUGACUAUUUGAUUGUUGUACCAUAGCAAAUUAAAGGCACUAUUUUCUAUAUAGAAUCUUUUUCAUUUUACAUUAAAGUUAGCAAAACAUGAUUUUACAUCAUCUUGAAGCACUCACAGUAAAUAUAUAACGUGUCUACAGAUGUUAUUUUUUUAGCUAACAAAAGGAAAUAUUCAUACUCAGAAGAACAUCUUCAAUAUGCACUUUUUCCCUACUCAUUAAUGCUUCCUCUAAGGGCAUACCUAACUUUUUAGAAUGAAAGUACUGAAUAUUUAAUGGACUUUUUUUUCCUUCUUAUGGACCAGUUCCACAUUGUCUUGAAUGUAUCAAGCAUAUAUUUUAUUCUAAUAAAGCUAUUUUUCAAAUGCAA